Molecule: messenger RNA, 846 nt
Organism: Rhinichthys klamathensis goyatoka
Lineage: Eukaryota; Metazoa; Chordata; Actinopteri; Cypriniformes; Leuciscidae
Product: protein phosphatase 1 regulatory subunit 36
Exons: 4
Biological process (GO): negative regulation of phosphatase activity
Molecular function (GO): phosphatase binding
Source: RefSeq, a predicted model, not a curated record
GAAACUAUGAGUUUGUUUAUGUCAACAGGUUCAAGGUGUCGUCCACUCACUGUGACAUUCAGCUAGAUGAGUGUCUCUACAGCUUUUGCAGCUCUGCUGUAUGGGUGAGCUUUGAGAGGCGGGGCCUGAAGGGCAUCCGGGUGGAGAUUGGCCGCUUGUUCCGCUCCGACAGCUUUAACUCCGCCCUGAACGAUCAGUGUGAGGACGUGGAGCCCCGACGCACAGCACUGAACAACAGGAAGUCAGAGCGACGCCCGGCGCUGAGCAAGAUCCUGACCCAGUGUUCCCCUCUGAUGGCCUCUCUGCUGCCCACGCCACAGGAGAAUGCCCCGCACCUGUUUAGGCGCUUCAGACGUGGUAAACUGCCCUCGACUGAACGCUGUGAUUCAGAGGCUCUGAUGGAUGGGCUAAAAAAGCAGCUAAAGUCUCUUAGCUUUGGCAUUCUUGGAAAGCCUUUGAGCCAAUUCAGCUCGAAGACACUGAAGCCCCAGGAAGGCCAGAGUGAAGAGGAGGAAGAUGAGGGUAACGACAGCGGUCUGGUGAACCCUGACCCACACUUACACAUCAAGAGUAGGAAAACCUCUGCCACGGGCCAAAGAUCACUGACCACAACUGCAGACAGACACAUCCGCUCGAGGCGAGUUGACCUAGUCUCCAGAGCAACCACUGAAGCAGUGUCCUCAGACACAGAAUAAAUACAAAGAUCUGUCAUGAAACUCUAGAUGGCGCAGGCUGAUACCUAGACCCAGUCUGCUUGCAAUCACAUCAUUCUCUACAGGACAUAGCUGAUUGAUCCCGCCAUAUCAGUAGCCAAUGAGCUUGCUGCUCAACAUUCAAAUACUUGCC